Molecule: messenger RNA, 1046 nt
Organism: Macadamia integrifolia
Lineage: Eukaryota; Viridiplantae; Streptophyta; Magnoliopsida; Proteales; Proteaceae
Product: salicylic acid-binding protein 2-like
Exons: 3
Coding region: 81-851 (256 amino acids)
Biological process (GO): salicylic acid metabolic process; jasmonic acid metabolic process
Molecular function (GO): methyl jasmonate esterase activity; methyl indole-3-acetate esterase activity; methyl salicylate esterase activity
Source: RefSeq, a predicted model, not a curated record
AUGGUGGUUCUCCUCCAACGAAAUAAAAGCAAUACCAAAGCCACAAUAGAGUAAAGAAAACCAACACACAAGAAAAGGCAAUGUGGCCAAACAUUAAUCAACAGAAGCAUUUCGUUCUAAUCCAUGGUGCUUGCCAUGGGGCUUGGUGUUGGUAUAAGCUUGAGAGGUUGCUAACUUUAGUAGGUCACAGGGUAACAUCACUUGACCUCGCAGCUUCUGGGAUUAACCCAAAGCAAGUGCAUGAGCUUCUCUCCUUUGCUGACUAUUAUGAGCCCUUAAUGGCGCUCAUGGCAUCUCUCCAAGAAGGUGAGAAGGUGAUUCUAGUUGGGCAUAGCCUCAAUGGAUUGAGCAUUUCUGUAGCCAUGGAAAGGUUCCCCGAGAAAAUAUCUAUAGCUGUUUUCGUCUCUGCUAUUAUGCCUUGUCCCACCAGCAGUCUUGUUGCCAUUGAGGAAAAGGAUGAUACAAAGCAGCCCAAGGCCAGUACAGAAUUACAAUAUGAGAGAAGGCAGGUCAAUGGUUGUACACAAGUCAUUCCAAAACCGGAGAAGUUAGCAAAACAGUAUCAGAAAAGCCCACCUGAGGAUCUGACUCUUGCAACCAAGUUAGUGAGGCCCAUGGGCUUCUUUGGGAAGAAGGAAAUUACAGUUUCAGAGGAGAAAUAUGGAUCAGUUAGCCGAGUGUUCAUAUUAUGUGAUGAAGAAGAUGAUAUUAAAGAGGGCCUGAAUCAGAUGAUUGCACGAUACCCACCUGAUGAGGUGAUAGAGAUCCCUGGUUCGGAUCAUAUGGUCAUGAUCUCUAAGCCCCAUGAACUUUGUUCCCAUCUCCAGGAAAUUGCUCAUAGAUAUUCUUGAUUUUUCUCUAUCAUUAAUUCAUGCCUAUCUAAGAGUAACAUCUACUUUUUUUCUUUUUUUUUUCUUGGGGAGAGAGUGUGGGGGGAGUAACAUUCAUUUACUAGGGAUACUUCCUUAUAUACGGAUACAUCAUGUACUCUAAUGAACAAGCAUGUACUAUGUUCAAAGAUAAGAAUUACAUUUUUUUUUUUCUAA